AUGUCUUUUUUACCGUCCAUUCAAGUAUUUUCCAUUCUUCUACUUCUUCUACAUUCUAUCUCUAUUACUCAUUGCAUAACCACAGCUGAUCUUUAUAAUCCAUGUAAGAAACAACCGGCAUUAGGUAUUGAGCUUGGUACUAUUCCAAACACGGCCUUUUUUGCUUCAUCGUUUGUACAAGGCCGUGAGCCGUAUACCGCACGACUCAAUGCUCGUUAUGCUUGGAGACCUGCUUAUAUGGAUGCUGAUCAGUAUCUUUUCGUUGAUCUUGGUGCUCGAUAUUACGUCACAGCUAUUGCCACUCAGGGACGUCGUGCGGCGAAGGAAUAUGUCACAAUAUAUAAUAUAAUGUAUUCUGAUAAUGGUCAUAAUUGGUUUUAUUACACAAAUGAAGAUAAAAUAAUAGUGAAUUUCGUCGGAAACAAAAAUGAUAACGGAAUUGUUCGAAAUAAUCUGUCGGAUCCGAUUAUCACACGUUAUGUACGAUUUAAUCCAAGACAAUGGAAUAAUUUUAUUUCGAUGCGUGUCGAAGUGUACGGCUGUCCAUUCACUUCAUCAUCGUUUAAUUUCGAUGGACAAACAAUUUCAUAUUUUGAUGCUACACCUGCUCCAUUGCAUAAUACUCAGGAUGAAUUUCGUUUGCGUUUCAAAACAAACUACCCUACUGGAGUUUUGUUCUAUGCAAAAGGAACACAAAAUAAUGAUUAUUUGGCGAUUGAGCUACGAAAUGGAAGUAUUUUUGUUAAUAUUGAUCUAGGCUCGACGCCGGAGCGUCCAGGUGCAACAGUGAUUCAAGCCGGAAGUGUCCUAGACGACUAUCAAUGGCAUGAUUUAGCGAUUACUCGUUAUUUGAAAAAUAUUUCUGUCAAAAUCGAUCAAGCAGUUGUCCAAGAAGAGUCGCAAAGUGCUUUCAACGGUUUAGAUUUCGAUGGAAAACUUUAUGUUGGCGGUGCGCCGAAUCACAUGGAACGCGGAAUUACUGUUCGUCCCAACUUUCAGGGUUGUUUAGAAAAUGUUCUGUACAUUAGUCCAUCCACACAAAGUAUUUUUGAUAUGUUACAAAACUUGCAAAAGCAAUUGCCAUUCUACGGUCUUGAACAAGGCAUGGUUGGUUCUGGUGCUUUGUGUGAGAUAAAAGAUGAUUCGAUGAAUAUGCAUUCGUAUACGUUUAAGCGAUUUGAUUCUUAUUUGGAAAUCUUUCGCAAGCCGGGUGCAUCCAUGAUUGAUAUCAGUUUUCAAAUGCGUACAUUCGAACCGAAUGGUGUUUUGUUUUACACAAAUCUAUCGGAGCCAAAACAGCUCAUGAUUGGAAUCAAUGAUGUUCCUGACCAAGAUUUUCUUCGGCUUUUCCUGGACGAAGGUCAACUAAGUUGUACAGUGCAAUUAGAAGGAAACAAACGAACAGUUCGCCAUCAUCGACGUAAUUUAAAUGAUGGCCAAUGGCAUGAAAUAAGUCUUUUAUUAACACAGUAUCGAUUUAAUAUAACAGUGGAUUUUGAACCGGAGUUUUCUUUUACACGAAACAAUUUAUCGACAACUGAUCGCUUUACCUUCAGUACUAACGGCGAUCAGGUCAAUCGCGAAACAGCAAUGAACGGUUUUGUUGGUUGCGUAAGACAACUAGUCAUGAGUGGAAUACAGAUUCUACCACGAGAUCUAACCAGUAAUUUAACUUAUAUAAGAGCAAAUGAUAAUCGACCAAGAACGGGAACAGUAAUUAAUCAUGGUGUUUUGGUUGAUGCUUGCGAGAUGUUUGAUCGCUGUACGCCAAAUCCAUGCAGACAUGGUGGAAUAUGUCAUCAGACUUGGACGAGAUUUUAUUGUGAUUGUUCGAAUACAGGUUAUAGCGGUGCGGUGUGUCACAUCAGUGAUUUACCAUUAUCGUGUCUUGAUUAUAAACUGAAUCGCAUGAAGAUUGAUGAAGUCAUACCUGAACGUUUAACAUUAAUUGAUAUUGAUGGUAGUGGUCCUUUAGCUCCGUUUUGGAUUGUUUGUCGUUAUGGUUCGAAAUCGGAAAUUCUCAAUAUAAGCGAAAUCGGUCAUUAUAAUGAAUUAGAAAGUUAUGUUUCAAGCGGUUACGAAUUACCUAAUUCGAUCUAUUCGCAAACGAUUAAUUAUCGUGUACCAUUAAUUCCUCUGUUUGCUCUUAUUGAUCGUUCAGAUGUAUGUAAACAGUAUAUCGAAUAUACGUGUUUCAAUUCACGUUUGUUGAAUUAUCCUAAUGCACCGUAUGGCUGGUGGGUUGGGCGUACAAACCAAUCAAUGGAUUACUGGGGUGGAAGUGAGAUUGGUACGGGCAAAUGUUCAUGCGGAUUAGAUAUGACAUGUGCAAAUCCGAAUCUUUUCUGUAAUUGUGAUUCACAAUUUCCAACGGAAUUGAAAGACGCGGGAUUUUUAACACGAAAAGAAUUUCUGCCUGUUCUUCGCGUAGAAUUUGGUGACACAGGACCAGUGGGAUCUCAACAGUACGGUCGAUUUCAAGUGGGUCGUCUCUAUUGCGAAGGCGAUCUACUUUACGAAAAUACAGUGACAUUUCGAAAAGCAGAUGCUAUUAUAACAGUCCCUCCGUUUGAAGCGAAAAUUGCUGGUGAUAUACGUUUUCAGUUCAAAACUGGCUUUGAUUCAGCAACAUUCGGUUCAGCAAUUAUUAUGCAAAAUGUCGGAUACGAUGAUGGAGAUUUAAUUGAAAUUCGUCUUCAAUCACCGCGUGAGAUAGCCUUUCGCUAUAGCGUUGGUCGUGGAACGAAUAUCGUUACUAUUCGUGCUCCAUAUGAUUUCAAUGAUAAUGAUUGGCAUACAGUUCAAAUCGAAAUCAACCGUCAAGAAGCUCGAUUAACAGUCGAUGGACUUUCGGCUGCUAAUCCGGAAGAUCAAACCACUUUCCGACACAUUCGUCUAACAUCGAAUCUAACGAUUGGAGCAUCGGUGACCAACCGAAAUGGCUUCGUCGGAUGUAUUCGAGCGUUUCAAGUCAAUGGAGAACUAGUCGAUUUGAAAGCACAAGCCUUACGUGGUUUAUAUGGUGUCUCUCCUGAUUGUAUUGGUAAAUGUCAAAGUAAUCCAUGUUUGAAUGGUGGACGAUGCAAUGAACGUUGGUCAACGUAUGAUUGUGAUUGCACGUUUACACCAUUUCGUGGGCCGAUCUGUUCAACAGAAAUCGGCACACGACUCGAAGCAAAUACAAUGAUUAAAUAUGUAUUUCCAACGGAAGGUGUAACUGCAACUGAAGAAGAAACUAUUCGUGUUCUGUUUACCACAUAUACGAAACAAGGUAUUCUAAUGCAGUUAAAAUCCGAUCGAGUCGAUGAAAAAGGUAUGGUGGAUUAUUUUACUCUCGAGAUGAACAACAACGGUGGCGUACGAGUGAAAUUUAACUACGGUUUUGAUACAUUUGAAUACAAUGUACCAUAUGAUUUAACCAAUGGACAAGACCACGAAGUGAUUGUUACACGUCGUGAGUACGGCAAACGUAUUAUCAUCACUGUGGAUAAUUAUGAACCAUACGUCGAUGUUUUUCCACAAACGCAACAAAUCGAUAUGCAAUUCGAUAGUCCACGUAUUAUGUACAUCGGAAGAAAUGAAACAACGCCACCUGAACAAGGUUUUAGCGGUUGUAUUGCUCGCUUACAAUUCAAUCGUAUCUUUCCAUUAAAAUACGCCUUUUUGGAAGAACGAGAUCCUAAUAUUACUUGGUCAGGUACCGGUAUUCGAGAAUGGCCGUGUGGUACAGAACCUGUCAAAUAUCUACCCGAACCAGUUGAAAUUCCACCUGAUCGUGGAUUUACUAUUCUUGCUCUACCACGACCGAUUUAUAAACAAAAUAUCUACGGAAGAAAUGUCGGUCUGAUCGUUGGUAGUUUCAGUCUUCUAUUCUUAAUUCUCGUUGCCACUGCUGCUAUAUGUUACAAUAAAUCACGUAAAAGUGGACACUAUCGAACCAAAGAAGAUAAAGGUGCUGAUCAGGCUAUUGACGCUGAUACAGCUAUAAUCCGUGGUGAUCCUCGCCAUCCAGAUGUAACUGAAGCACGGGAAUGGUUCUUUUGA
Messenger RNA from Adineta ricciae, 4044 nucleotides. Lineage: Eukaryota; Metazoa; Rotifera; Eurotatoria; Adinetida; Adinetidae. The record is from the annotation of a GenBank genome assembly.